AAUCUGAGUUAGUCGCGGGCACCAAUUUAUAAUUGUAAUAACUCAAACGAAUAAUUAAUGAUACUUAUUCCAGCUACCCCAGACAUUUUUUGUUAAACGAAAAUACAUGUCCAAUUUGUUUAGUGCCCAAAAAAACUUGGUUGACCAGACCAAUACCGUAAGUUGACCGACCCUGUAAAUUACAUAACCAGUUUCCUCGCCGUUGACUAACACCGACGAGCAGCACACUUGCGUGUUCCAAACUGUGAUUCCAUAGGAUCCCUCAAGUUGACUUUACCAACUCCUUCGCUUUGCAAGUAUAUUAACAAGGAUCUCAUUCAUUGAUCCAUGUAUCUAUCCAAACAAAUUCCAGCAAGCUUUCUCCCCAAAGAACAAACAUGUAUGUGACUCGCCCGCUUUCUCUGUACAGAAGGGACCCAUCGGCGGCGUCAUUGCCACCUCCAGAAGGCCCGAAUUCCGGCGUGCUAGUCAUCCAAGAUGAAGAAGCUCAGCCAACUUGCUUGUUCGGGUUGAUGAAUAGCAGCCGAGUCACGGACCUGCCUUUCCCACAGAACAAGAACCUCCAGGUUCGCUACACCAAGCGAACCGGGGAGCACCGCCGCGUCGAGACCCACCGAGUCGUCUUCGUCCCCGUCCUCGGCCGACCUCUCUCUGCGAAUCGUUACUACGUGAUCAAGAUUCAAGCGGGAUGGAACGCAUAAAGGGUACGCAAAUUCUCUGUUCUGUUCUUUUCUCGCAAAACAGGGGAUUAAUUUGUACUAUAUUCAAACUACAGGGACUAAUUGGUACAAAUUGUAAAAAAUGGGGAGUAAUUAGAUCUUAGGUAAAAAUAAAACCGAAAAGAAACUCUUAAAAGAUGAAAGAUUUGAAAAAUGAAGUUUCGUAUCAAUU
Linum trigynum is the source of this 891-nucleotide messenger RNA. NCBI's taxonomy places the organism in Eukaryota, Viridiplantae, Streptophyta, Magnoliopsida, Malpighiales, Linaceae. The record is from the annotation of a GenBank genome assembly.